Molecule: messenger RNA, 1395 nt
Organism: Daldinia decipiens
Lineage: Eukaryota; Fungi; Ascomycota; Sordariomycetes; Xylariales; Hypoxylaceae
Product: Alpha/Beta hydrolase protein
Exons: 6
Coding region: 271-1299 (342 amino acids)
Source: RefSeq, a predicted model, not a curated record
GAUAGACUCCGGUAUAAGUAAGUGGAAGCAUAAACACCUACCUACCUACCUACCUAUGUUAUGAGUAUUGAAUAUUAAUUCUUUUUAUUAUCAUAUAACUAAAUGAAUAUAAACAUUCACAGAGGUUAGCCCCGGGCUCGGGGGCGAUCACCCCUGUUUACUUCAUAAUCCCGACCCUCCUUUACCUCGUCAUGGGGUCUGAUAGGCCAGGAUGGGGCACACACAGCCUGCCUGGCGACAAACUCGGGAUCGUCUACCCAUUAUAAGCCCAUGUUCCUGCCAGGAGGCUAUACAUAUUUCCCAAUGCCCUCAACAUCACCUGUCAAACAUUUACUUCGGAGCUUCCAACGAACAAGCUUCACGAUGUCUACAUACGGUCUGUUCCAGGUACACGACUCGGGGGAGGCCAAGGUUGAUAUCGUGCUCUUACACGGGCUACGGGGUGACAUAGAGAAGACGUGGACUAAGGACGGCGUUAUAUGGCCGAAGGACUUAUUGCCCCUGGAUGUCCCCGAGAGCCGUAUCUUCCUCUUCGGCUACGAUACUAGCAUUGCCCAGAAAGACCUCACGCGGGUCGCAAACACAGAAAUCCAUAGCGAUGCUAACGAUCUCUGCUCUAAGCUUGUGGCUGAGCGCUCGAGCACCGGCACGGACAACCGCCCUAUCAUCUUCAUCGCCCACAGUCUCGGCGGCCUAGUCGCAGCCCAGGUCCUCGUCCACGGCGACCAGCGCGCCGAGGCAUCGAGCGCCGAGGCCAUCGCCAAGAACAUCCGGGGCAUGAUAUUCCUCGGGACGCCGUUCAGGGGGUCUCCCUCGGCGCGGAAAGCCGAAGCCGCUCGGCGGAUCCUGCAGGUCUUCGGGGUCAACACGCAAGAGCACACGUUGAAGCUCCUCGGCGUCGACUCCGAGCGCUUGGACGAGCUGACCAAGGCUUUCCCCGAGGUCCUUAAUAAGCGUCGGGCUUCUAAGAACCCCUCGGAUAGGAUCGAGGCGUUCUUUUUCUACGAGGUUUUGAAGACGAAGAUCGGGUUUGGCUCGACGCAGAUCGUCGAGCCCGAGUCCGCCCAGCUUCCAGGCUGUGGCGACGCAACCCCUAUCCGCGCCGACCACAUCGGCAUCUGCAAAUUCAAAACCCAGAAAGACGAGGGCUACGGCGUGGUCGUGGCCGCUAUCCGGAAGAUCAUGAUGCCUACCGGUGGCGAAUCCCAACAGGGAACCAAGAUCAUCAACAUCCUGGGCCGGGCUGUAAACGUCGCAGCUGACGACAUCAACAUCCAGAACCAGACGGUCAACUUCUAAAGAGGAUACACCGGGGGAGAUCUCAUGCAGGCUAGGUACCUAACCGAUCCAAGACCAGUGACAUGGAAUUUUCAAAAAAAAAAAAAAAAAAAAAAA